This is a messenger RNA of Penicillium canariense, 1344 nucleotides long. RefSeq names its product proline iminopeptidase. Bases 1 to 1344 code for a protein of 447 amino acids. The record is from RefSeq and is a predicted model, not a curated record. Lineage: Eukaryota; Fungi; Ascomycota; Eurotiomycetes; Eurotiales; Aspergillaceae. The transcript has 9 exons. Gene Ontology annotation, biological process: proteolysis. Gene Ontology annotation, molecular function: peptidase activity.
AUGGCCGCGAAGCUGAUCGAUCGGCGAUUCCACAAUGUGCCAGGAAAGCUCCACGUGGCGGAGCUGUUUUUCGAUGUCCCAAUCGACUACAGCAAGCCCAGCGAUGGCACAUUGAGACUAUUUGCCCGCAGCGUCUCCCGACUGAAUAAGCCAGUUGAGCCCACUAAAGAAGAGUCCAAGCUGCCCUGGCUGGUCUACCUCCAGGGGGGACCGGGCUUUGGAUGUGGUGCCCCGCAGAAUUACGGCUUGGUUGAACCAGCCCUCAGCAAGGGGUAUCAAGUCCUCUUCCUAGACCAGCGCGGCACCGGCCUGAGCUCUACCAUCACUGCGGGAACUCUUGCUCGUCAGGGGGACGCAAUCAGGCAGGCCGAGUACCUCCAGAAAUUCCGCGCUGACAACAUUGUCCGCGAUUGUGAGGCCAUCCGGAAACUUUUGACUCUGGAUUAUCCCGAGGAUCAGCGCAAAUGGAGCAUUAUCGGCCAGAGCUUUGGCGGCUUCUGUGCUGCCACUUAUCUGUCCAAAUUUCCCGAGGGUCUGCGGGAAGCUUUUCUCUGUGGUGGAUUGCCACCUCUUGUCAACGAUCCAGUCCCUGUUUAUGAACGGACGUAUGAGAAGGUUGUGGAGAGAAAUGAGGCAUACUAUGCCAAAUUCCCGGAGGAUGCUGAGCGCGUUAAGAAGAUCAUGCAGUACCUGGCAGCAAACCAGGUCGCAUUGCCCUCAGGCUGGCUGACACCAGCCCGUUUUCAGCAACUUGGAAUCGUCUUCGGCUUCCAUGGCGGUAUCGAUUCUCUGCAUGAAAUUGUUGUACGAGUCUGGAACGACUUGGAGAUCUUUGGUUCCCUCACCGUUCCAACGCUUGCUAUUAUUGAUAGCAAUGGCGGAAUGGACAAGAACAUUAUCUACGCCGUCUUGCACGAGGCAAUCUAUUGCCAAGGCAAACCCUCGCUUUGGGCGGCAGAUAGACUGAGGGCCGAAUACCCUCGAUUUCAAAUCACUGACUCCCAACCGGAGAUUUACUUCACUGGGGAGAUGGUCUUCAAAGAUAUGUUCGAGUCGUACACUGAGCUCAAGCAGAUCCGGGAGGUAGCUGAGAUUCUCGCUACCACCAGCGACUGGCCUGACUUGUAUGACAAGGCCCAAUUGGCCAAGAAUGAAGUGCCUGUCUAUGCUGCCACAUAUAUUGACGACAUGUAUGUGCACUUUGAUCUGGCCUCAAACACAGCCGCCAAAAUCAAGGGUACGAAGCAGUUCAUCACCAACACUAUGUACCACGAUGCCCUGCGCAGCAAGUCGGGCGAAGUUAUGCGCCAGCUGUUGAACCUUCGAGAUGACUCUCUUGAUUGA